Soboliphyme baturini is the source of this 261-nucleotide messenger RNA. The record is from the annotation of a GenBank genome assembly. Lineage: Eukaryota; Metazoa; Nematoda; Enoplea; Dioctophymatida; Soboliphymatidae.
AUGCUGUGUAAAAAUGCAGAUUCCUGUGCCCUCGAGAAAGCUAUCGAGCGGUACAAAAAGCUGCUCGAUCUCUACCAGGAGCAACCACAAGUGUUAAAGCCGGUCUCCGAAAAGUAUUUUUGCAAACUGCUGUCAUACGUUUUGGAAACGAGUUCCGAGGAUCCGCUUUACGACGAAAGCUUCAAGUAUAUGCGUCACCUGACCAAAGUGUUCGGAUACAAGUGGUUGAAUGAGGUGUUCGAGACACUUAAGCAUGACUGA